AUGGCGCGAGGGUGCGCUAGGAGGGGACGUCAUUCCCCAAACUGGAUCUUUAGUCAACCGGCGUUUUUCUGUCGGCGAUACACAAAGUGUUGUAAGCGUACUGUGCCACAGAAGACCACGUGAUGGUAUGCAAGACUUUGAUAUGAAACUAGAUUUCGUCCCGCGAGUCUCAUGUUGGGGUUAACGCGCUUGAUACAUGUAUAUGUCGCUUUGAGGAUUACAACCAAGAAGUGAUGUAUAUUGCCUCCACACAAUGACGAACUGGGAUAGGAAGCCUCUGUGAUAGCAGACAACACAAUUUGGCGACUGCACUAAUUCCGACGAAGUGAUCAUGACUGACAGAGCGGCUGGUCGUGAUUCAGCUGCCUUCGCGUUCACUGACAUCCAGCCUGAUUCAGCGGCAGGACGGGGAGACGCAGGUUCCAGUGGGAAUGAUGCGGCAUCUGACAGCAACGACAGGAACGGCAGGAGAUGCUGCCCUGGCACUAGGCAGGCGUGUCAGGACUGCCUCUCCACCCUUUGCUGUGGCGCAUGCAUUGGGUCGGUUCUCUGCUGCUAUGCGAUGGAACCAACCACCCGUAUCAAGUACCUCUGGGGAUGGCUGUGUGUGCUCAGCGUCGCCACGGGGAUCAUCUUCAGCGUUGCGAUGUACGGCACUGGGCACAGCUCCCCGUCUCCAACAGACAUGCGUGUCAUCACCCACAAAAUCUCAUCAAUAUUUUGUUCGAAACUGAUGAUAAAUUCCAAGUCGGUCAUAACAACAUAUUCGUUUGACGAAGCACCGCAAAUAGACAGUUUCUCUUCUGAAACCUAUUCUACAGACCUGAAGACAACGUUUAGAAAUGAUUACAUCUACUGGAGGUUCUAUCUCCUCAGAGGGUCCCAGGUGGAACUGCGAUCGUGUUCAGAAGCUGAUGUUUGGAUAUACGUGAUAGCCGGUGCCGCUAACUGGGAACGCUGGUCCAAAAAUAUGUUGUGUCAUCACUGUUUCCUCCAUAAACGUUUGCUGACGAAGACACACUGUUCCGGCAGUGAUGUGGCAGAUGUUUUCACGUUUAUGGUUAACCGAACCAAUGAUUAUUUUAUUGUGUACCGUAGAACGUCAGAUGCAGCUUUCUUGCGUGUCAAGUUAUCUUUAGACAGGACGUUAUACGACGUGACUAAAGCCACGCGGCUAUGCACUAAUGACGAGUCAGCAUGUGAAUACGCACUGCAAUAUUCUCGAACGCCUUACAUCGUGUACCACAUGGGUGCAGGUCCCUAUGGCAAGAAUGCUGGACUUGACACUGUAUGUGAACCCAGAAUCUGGAUCUAUUUUGUUAUAUUUUUCAUGGGGCCGUUCAUGAUUGGAGCGGUUCUAAGCAUCAUCGUCAAUAAACAGUGGGGUGAGACUUCCACAACGAGCUCCACCAGCAGAUACAAUGCACAUGAUGACGAGAGAGCAUAUUUGUUAGGGUCUGACCGAGCUGUACACCCCCGCUAUUCGUCGAUCCCUCAGCCCCCCAAGUAUGAGGAUAUAGAACCAAACCGUCACUCGCCUCCUCCCAGCUACGAAGCCGCCAUGAGGCAAACUCGGACUCAGUGAUAAAGCAAACAAUGCUUCAUUUGCAGCAUCUCUUCCAGAACUCGGACUGUGCUCAAAGUGAUACAUCUUCUAGUG
Messenger RNA from Haliotis rubra (blacklip abalone), 1660 nucleotides. Its product is annotated as E3 ubiquitin-protein ligase APD2-like. The record is from RefSeq and is a predicted model, not a curated record. Bases 332 to 1585 code for a protein of 417 amino acids. The transcript has 2 exons. NCBI's taxonomy places the organism in Eukaryota, Metazoa, Mollusca, Gastropoda, Lepetellida, Haliotidae.